AUGUUAAUUGAAAAUGAUGUUGAACCAAAAAUGAAUUAUGCGGUUAAAAAAGGUUUAAACCUAAUAAUACCGAAUAGCGGUGAUAUUAUCGAAGGUGUGACAGGGUUGGUUAAUACCGCCAAAGAUGCCUUGAGUGAUAGACAGUCAGCUGAUGGUCAGGUGACGGCCGUCAAGGAACGUGUCGAUGGACACAUCGCAAUCAUCAAACGGACGUUCAAAUAUAUAUUAGGUCGUAUAGAAAUGUUGGUCCCGGCUAUAAUUUAA
This is a messenger RNA of Oppiella nova, 264 nucleotides long. The record is from the annotation of a GenBank genome assembly. Lineage: Eukaryota; Metazoa; Arthropoda; Arachnida; Sarcoptiformes; Oppiidae.